Messenger RNA from Contarinia nasturtii (swede midge), 616 nucleotides. Its product is annotated as general odorant-binding protein 19d-like. The transcript has 3 exons. Gene Ontology annotation, biological process: sensory perception of smell. The record is from RefSeq and is a predicted model, not a curated record. The coding region runs from base 55 to 483 and encodes 142 amino acids. Lineage: Eukaryota; Metazoa; Arthropoda; Insecta; Diptera; Cecidomyiidae. Gene Ontology annotation, molecular function: odorant binding.
AAUAAACGUGCAUUAAACACGAACUAUCGUAUUAUUUUUGAUGUGACAAAGAGAAUGAAAACACUUUACUUGUUGAUACUUGGAAUUGGAGCUUUGAUUUCCAAUUGCUCGUCGAACACAUCUAUUGAAGAGACAUUCAUGUCGAUUGUGAAUGAUUGUAAAGAAAAGGAGAGUGCCAGUGACGCCGAUGUGGAUGUUGUUAUAAAUCAUGAGGUGCCAAACAGUCCGACACAAAACUGUCUAUUCGCUUGUUUCUAUGAAACACUCGGUGUGAUCCAAGAUGGUAAAAUGUCGAUUGAUUCAUUGAAAACAGUGAUUCUGGCCAAGUUCAGUGGGGACGGAAAUGCAAUUACAACAAUCAAUGGACUCAUUGAUGAAUGUGCUACAUUAAAUGGCAGCGAUCGCUGUGAACUAGCGCACAACAUAUUGGAGUGUUUGAACAAUGGUGCUAACAAGCAUGGCAUCAACAAAAAGCAACUUUAGAAUUAAUUUUAUUUUAUAUGAUAUGUGAUUCGUUUUUGUCAAGAGUUAGUAUCAGCCGGUGUAUAUUUGUAUGAGAUUGGAGACUUUUUUUUGCGAAUCUCGCUAAUGAGCGCCAUCUGAUUUUAGUGUGAAU